This is a messenger RNA of Nannospalax galili (Upper Galilee mountains blind mole rat), 2555 nucleotides long. It is a transcript of the gene Ajap1, whose product is annotated as adherens junctions associated protein 1. Gene Ontology annotation, cellular component: cell-cell contact zone; cytoplasmic side of plasma membrane; adherens junction. The coding region runs from base 95 to 1333 and encodes 412 amino acids. The transcript is spliced from 6 exons. The record is from RefSeq and is a predicted model, not a curated record. Gene Ontology annotation, molecular function: beta-catenin binding. Lineage: Eukaryota; Metazoa; Chordata; Mammalia; Rodentia; Spalacidae.
GACCGGCGCCACGGGACGGGAGCGAGCGGGCGCGGGCGCCGAGCAGAUGGCCCGGGCGAGCGAGGUCUGAGGCUCGGCUCCCCGAAACGUGACCAUGUGGAUCCAACAGCUUUUAGGACUCAGCUCCAUGUCCUUCUGCUGGCCCGGCCGCUCCUUUGGAAGCCACGCCUGGAUACUGAUAGCCAUGCUGCAGCUUGUGGUCGAUUUCCCAUCCUGUGACUCGCUGGGCCCUGGACCUGAGUUCCGGCUCCUGCCACGUCCGCCACAGAGGCCCCAGCGACUGUGGAGUCUGCGAAGUGGGCCCCCGACAAGGCUACCGACGGCAGCCUGGAGUCCCCGCGCUGCUCGGGCCGACCGCGCCCACGGGCCUAUGCAGACGCAAACACCUCGUGCCCGGAGGGCCCACAGGCCCCGAGACCAGGUGGCCACCCUGGGGCCCAAAGGGGGACUUGCCAAGACCCCAGCUACUGCCAGAUCCAGCCCUUCCCUGGCCUCAGCACCAGCGUCAUCCUCUGUGGUGGUCACUGGGGCUGCAGAGCAUCAGAGCCUCCUGAGACGGGGCAGGAGGCACACGCAGGACGCGGGGUUCAACGACUUCGACUUCCGUGGCGGCAGGCCCACGACAGAGACAGAGUUCAUCGCCUGGGGGCCUACAGGGGAUGAAGACGCCCUGGAGUCCAACACUUUCCCUGGUGUAUUCGGCCCCACCACAGUCUCCACUUUGCAAACACGGAAGACAACUGUGGUCACCACCACUACUACCACGGCCAGCACGGCCACAGCCAUGACACUGCAGACUAAAGGGGUCACCGAGGCCCUGGAUCCCUGGAAAAGGACCCCCAUUGGGGUUAGUACAACAGAGCCUUCCACCAGUCCUAGCAACAAUGAGAAAGACAUCCAGCCCCCACGGAUUCUGGGGGAGACCUCAGGUUUGGCUGUGCAUCAGAUCAUCACCAUCACCGUCUCCCUCAUCAUGGUCAUCGCUGCGCUCAUCACAACUCUUGUCUUAAAAAAUUGCUGUGCCCCAAGCGGGCAUACUCGGAGAAACAGCCACCAGCGGAAGAUCAACCAGCAAGAGGAGAGCUGUCAGAACCUGACGGACUUCACCCCGGCCCGGGUGCCCAGCAGUGUGGACAUCUUCACGGCCUACAACGAGACAUUGCAGUGUUCCCAUGAGUGUGUCAGGGCAUCCGUGCCCGUGUACGCUGAUGAGACGCUGCACUCCACUGGGGAGUACAAGUCCACGUUCAAUGGAAACAGAUCCUCCUCUGCAGACCGGCAUCUCAUCCCUGUGGCCUUUGUGUCUGAGAAAUGGUUUGAAAUUUCCUGCUGACUGGCCGAAGGCUUUUUACCUCCUGGGGACGGGGCAGAAGCCAUGUGUCUGUUCCAUGGACUCCGUUGGUGAACCUGUAAAAACAAAACAACAAAACAAAAAUUACAAAACCUAUAACUAAACUAUCUAAGAGGGAGGGUCCCGCACCUGCCUCUUCUGUUUGCCCGUGGGAAACUCAGAGCGGGAUGCUCUAGGCCAAAUCUAUUUUUGUAAAAUUGCUCGUGCCUAGGGGUGAUCCCUUCUCCCAGAGUUUUCUGGAGAACAGAAAGAAUUGCAAGAGAGGACUGGAGACCGAGCAGGGGAAGCCACGCUAAAGGACGGGAGCAGCUAAAGGACGGGAGCAGCUAAAGGACGGGAGCAGCUCCCGAUGCCUGGGACUCACACCACAAUUCUGAACCUGUGCCAAUAAUACCAUUAUGUGCCAUGUACCGACCCAGAAGCUCGGCCAGAGCUGAGCCCAGCGAACCACGCGAAGAAAUCUUACAGAGGACGGGGUGGGGUCUCUUCCGGAAGAAUCACUAUUUCUGGUUAAUAUACAUAUAUAAAUAUAUAAAUACCAACAGACACACACACACUUUUUUUGUACUGUAGCAAUUUUUGAAGAUCUUCAAUGUUCCUUUUUAAAAAAAAGAAUUGUGUUAUAGUUACAAAAUCUGAUUUAUUUAACAUGCUUAGUAUGAACAGAAUAAACUCGUGUUUUCUACUUGGGCCACUCACAUCAGAGGCUGCACACACACACACACACACACACACACACACAUACCUGCACAUGCAUACAUACAUGCAUUUAUACGCAUAUAUUGGAAAUACAGUUCCACAGGUGAGCAUAAUCUUUAUUCCUGGUGACCUGGUAUUUCGUUGCCGUUCAUCCCAGGGGACAGCCUCAGCCCAGACGAUGAGGCCCUUAAAUGACAUAUUACCCUUUUCUUGUCAGAUGCUUGCCAAGUGCCACUCAGUGUGUGGCUUGUCACCCUGGGCCAGAAUCAAGAACACCGUGGUUUUCUAUAUAUAUGUACACACACAUGCAUAUAUGUUCUCUUUCUUCCUUUAACUGUCUGAAGAUGCUACCUAACAGCCAUGCGCACAUUGACGUAGCUGGCUGCUGACGAGUUGGCCUGAGCACCAGGUUGGGUGGGUGGUGGAUUCUCGAGCAUUUGUGUUAUACAGGAAUAGACUGAAUUAAAGAAUUUCCAGUUCCAAAAAUUAAAGGAAUAUAUCCUCA